CCCUCUCUCGUUCGCAUUCUUUCCUCCCAAAAUUCCCUCUUUACUCUUGUUCAGAACCCCCUCAUUUCUGGUGUGUCAUCCGCGCAACCUUACCUGCCUGUUGUACACCCACCGAAAUCCACUACCGUCGCGGGAAUAGUCUUGAUCUCCAGUCAGUCCUCUCUCUUUUCUUUUCUCUGAUUUCUUUUUCGCCCUUUCUCCUCCUUUCGCUCCUGGUCAUUCUUUCUUCUGUUAUCCCCGAACCAUAAUACUGAUAUGAAUGCGAUAGAGAACCACCUCUCCCAACCAACCCCCCUAAAUAGUCAUUUGGUACUGAUAGCAGCCCUAUCCUUAUCGCUCAUCUCACGUGGGAGCGGCACCCCUCAAAGGAUAUCUCACCAACAUGGCUGUCACCAUGGCCGAUGACGAACUCUUCACACGGGCCAUUUCUGGGUAUCGGGACGCUUUUUUGGUUCAGCACUCCCACCUUCCGGAAUCAGAGCGAAAUCAACUUUGGGGCCAACGGUUAAGUCAGUUCAUACCGGCCACGGCAUCCUCCUCCCUCAACAGCUACCGUCCGGUCUCCGGCUCUGGCAUCCUCGAAAAUGGCGGUUCCACAACAACACUCGAGAAAUCUGGGAAACGGGCUCGACAGGAUACUCCUCGGACUCUACCUGGUUCUGGUCUUCCUCCGACGAAACGACGAGUCACCACUCCGGACCCCCCGGUGACCGUUGAUCUGACGCGCGAGUUGUCUCACGCGUCCUCUCCGGCAGCUCCUCAGACCUCUCAACACCUAUCUAGAUCGAAUUCUCGGAAGGACUCCUCCGGUUUCUCAGGUCCUGGGUCCUCCCGGCACACGACCAUGGUCCGUUCGCAGAGCCAGCAGACCCCGGUGUCUCACCGGCCUUCGCUGGCUUCCAACGUGACGGCUCAGCGACAUUCUUAUGGACCUUCGCGCGCCCAACGCCGCCUUGACCACGUUAGCGAGUAUUCUCCUUCCGAAUACACCAAACAAUAUUUGGACGACCAUCAGGGUCAGCAACGAGGUGUCUCGGCACUAUCCAUGGCGCUCUCUGCGGAUUCGACAUCGAAUGGACACGAACAAAAUCCCUCUCGCCAAUCCCCCAACCACCAAUACCAAGGACCUUCCGCCCUGACGUCCGGCCUGAUGGGAAUGGGACACCCUUCGUUAGCCGACCAGGCUGCCACGGGCGCAGUUGACAUGAGUAGGAGUACCACUACCGAUUCGAUAUGUGGUGGAAUUGGGAUGAUGCGAUUUGACUCUUCGGGGCCAAAUCUUGACCCCAAUUUCUCUUUUCCCUACCCCUCCUCUGAUUUCGUUUCGUCCACUUCCCCCAUGAACGUCCCCUUCUCUACCUUUACAUCCAUGCAACGGGAUCUCGAUCCCGUUACCUUCCCCUUCGCUGAAUCUUCCGCUCCACCCGCAUUCUCCUGCUCCGCCCCCUCUACUACAACCUUCCCUCAACAACCCGUCUCUGCCCUGUCGCUGUCUCCCGCCGUGGAGAUGAAGCAUUCCAUGUCCACCGAGAGCAGUAGCUCAUCCUUUUCCCAACCGUCCAGAGCGGCUCGGAGGACUCAAGAACAGAUUGUGCAGGGUGCUCGACCCAUCGCUCCCAAGGUGGAGUCCAACAGCUCUCCACCGAAGGUGGCUGAGCAGCACACAAUGAUCCGCAUCUCAUCCUCCGACGGGACAGCCAAGGAGGUGGCUGCCAUUCCCAAGGCCUCGAUUCAGCGGCCCCCGCGUCCGAAGACGUAUUGCUCGAUGUGUAACGACCAGCCCGACGGCUUCCACGGGGAGCACGAGCUGCGACGGCACAUCGAGCGGGUGCACGCCGUGAUUCGCAAGGUUUGGGUUUGCGUUGACAUCUCCCCCGGCAAGACGUUCCUGGCCAACUGCAAGGCAUGCCGCAACGGGAAGCGAUACGGCGCGAAUUACAACGCCGCCGCUCACUUGCGUCGGACUCAUUUCAACCCUUGCCAGCGCGGCCGGGGUGGACGUGGGAAAGACAGUGAGAAGCGUGGCGGGAAGGGUGGUGGAAACCACCCGCCCAUGGAAGUCCUGAAGCACUGGAUGGUGCAGAAGGAGGAGAUUGUCCUUGAAAAUGCCCAAAAUUAUAUCGAGCAAGAUCCGAUCGGGGACGACCUGGCGGCAGCCCCGUCGUCGGUGCCCGCCGAGGAUGCGACGUUUCAGGGGUUGUCGUCAGCGCCGACCGACGAUGUGCCCCAGCACGGGUUGCAAUCGACCAUGACGACUGGGUAUGAUGCCUUUUCUGCUUUCCCCACGAUGGGCAUGGAUUCAUCUCUUGAUACUUCCUGCUAUUUGGAUGCUCAGCCUUUGGCUCCUGAGAUUGAUUCGUAUGUGUGAUCUAUAUAAUCCUUAGAAGUUUUUCGUUUCUCUUCUCUUUUCUUUUCGUUUUGGUCAUUGCCAGCUUCAUGUUGAUAUAUGGGAUUUGUAUUUUUUUUUUCUGGUUUUUCCUUCUCGUCAUUUCUUUUUGAACCCUUACAUAAUUUCUCCUCCUUGCUUCUCUUUUUCACGUGGGUUUAACUCGCAUUUUCUUUCCCUUUCUUUUCUUCUACUCUUUUGCUCUCUUCUAUUUCUUCCUCUUCUCUUGGUUGAUAUUUCUUCUUUUCUUUUUCUACCCUUCGAUUCUUGGUUCUCGAAAUCUUUGCCUUUUGCCGCGCGCAAAACUCACAGGGGCCAAAUCAGCCGACCUCUGCGCCGCCU
Molecule: messenger RNA, 2728 nt
Organism: Aspergillus steynii IBT 23096
Lineage: Eukaryota; Fungi; Ascomycota; Eurotiomycetes; Eurotiales; Aspergillaceae
Exons: 2
Coding region: 383-2368 (661 amino acids)
Source: RefSeq, a predicted model, not a curated record